AUGAGUAGAAUGAAAAGUGAUGUUGCAAAAUAUAAUGAUCAUAAUAGUGUCAGGGAUCUUGAUGUUAAGGUCAGCCAGUGUCUCAUGGAGGCGCAGCAGUACUAUCACGGCAUGGACGCUCAAAAAAGUAGUAAUAUUAAAGACCUCCAAAAUGAAUUGGAGAAAGAUGUUAAUAAUGCUACUGAAAUAAUUAGAUAUCAGCGUGGGAGGCUGAGUGCAAUCCAUGACACUCAGAAGAGGCAUUUGCAGCAGGUGACUGAAUUGGUUGAGAGUAGGAUUGAUGCUGCCAGAGAUUUAAUCAAGUCAACUACGACAGAGAAAAUACGGGAUUUUGUUAGGGAUUUAAAUAUGAAAAUAGAUAUGCUAAGUAGGAAAGUUUGGGAUGCUGAUGCUGCCUUGAAAAAAUACGUCACCGACAUUGAAGGAUGGAUAAAUAAAGCAGAUGAUGCAGUUGAUAAGGCGAUAACCAAAAUUGAUUGCAUUUUAGAUCAAGUGGAUGGGUCUAGAAGAAAAGAUACAAACAAGCAAAACCUAGAAGAAGCUGUUGAGGACUUGAGAAAGAAAACGCUUCAUUUCUUGGAGGCGUACAACUAUGCCAAAGGGGUGUACACAGCGGCGGCGGCGAAACUCCCGGAUUUGCUUGGUAAGGUCACGCAGGCAAUUAAGGGAUUAGAUAGUGUUAUCAUGAAUGAUUUGGAAAGCCUAGAAGCAAAAUUCAAGACUGCGUUAGGAGAAUAUGUUAAGGAGCAGGUUGAUGCUCUUAUUGAUGCUAUUAAUGCUGCUGAUGCAUCCGGUGGAGGAGGUAUGGAAGCUAAAGCUGGCCCCGGCAUUAAAGGCCUGAAAAAUGUGAGUGCAUUAAUGGAGACUAUCGAAAGAGCCGACGAACUGUUGAAGGACACCAUAGAACUUGCGAUGAGUGAUUUUCACGAUUUUACUGGUUCGAGUACUUGGUCAAAGGGCGAUAAAAAUCCUGUAAUUAUAGCACUCAAAGAUGAUCUUGAGAGCGCAAUUGGGACCGUGAUGACCGAGUAUCUGAAGAGCACUGAUGAAUUCAGAACUCAAAUGAAGGCCUAUAAACCAUAUGUUGAGAGUAACGGUGCAAUUGACAGGGCCAUUCAAGACGUUCGCGGGAAAACGUUAGGCAAAUUCACUGAUCCAAUAAACGUAAAAUCGAUCGACAAUGAGUCCAUAAAUCAAAAUGCGAACAAUUUUCGGACUAACUUCGGACAGCUCUGCAAAGCGAUUACCGAUGCUGCUGCAGACGGCAAUGCCAGCGCUAAAGAUAAAUUGAAGGAACUUAAAGGAUUAAUCUCAAAGGAAAAUCCGAAACAUACAGAAAAAAUCAAUGGAGCAAGAGACACCAUUCUGGAGAACAUCAAAACAAACUACGUCGUGUUCCUCAGAGCGCAGCUUCACGAAUUCGCCACGAAAGUCAACGAGUUACUUACCAACCUUCCCACCAAGGUGGCUUCGGAUGCAGACAAACAUUACAAGGGUUUUAUGAAGGAGCUAAAAGGGAACUUAGAUGAUAACCUUAUUGGUGUAAAUAUGUCCAAUCUAGGCACUGUAUCUCCAAAGGUGAGGGAUUUCUUCAUUGCACUGCUUACGACUCUCAACGGCAAUCCAGAGAUUAUGUUAAAUCGUGAUAAUAUCCCAGACCUGCAACACAAACUCUCCACCCUCCUCUCCUCCCUCUCCAAAUACGACCGCCCCUUCCAAACUAACCUCUCCGCCCUCCACAAUGUCCUCUCCACCAUCCGCCCCGCUUCGUACUCCGCCGAAAGCAAUCCCCUGCUCGACGUUCUCACAAAAGGCCUGACAGGGAUGCACGCUGAACUCAAAAAGGCGUACGUGUCGGCGUAUGAUGGUGUGAAGUUUGCUGCUGCGUUGACGGAGACUAAAGUAGGAGCUGAUGGACGUACAGCCGGGAAGUUAACAGCGUACGGCACGAAGUGCGCUAAAGUAUUUCUAACUGCACUUUACAUAUUAUCCGAUGACUUAAACACAUUGAAAAAAUAUGCCGGUAGUACAUGGAAACGUGACACAAUAUAUAAGGAAGCAUCAGUCGGCUACUUUCUCUCCCACCGCGGCUAUGAAGUAUCCAAGAAAGACGAGCAUAAUGGUGAAUUGCGUGAUGAUGGUGGUAUGCUUGGUUUUCAUAUCUACAGGAAACUUGAGAAUGCCAUAGAAAGCGCCAAGAGCAACGAACAUCUUCCGAAGUGCAAGGACCAUGACCAAAAUGGACAAGAUGAAGAAAGAGUAUCAACUACCCCAAGAUCACCAUUUAGUGUAAUAGGCAUUCUAGCAUGUCUAUUCAGACAUCUCCACCAAUAUAACCGUGUGUCUCACCUAAUUUUCCACCCUAAGCCUAAGCAUCCGUCUUCCAUUUACGAUAUGCUCACAUGGCUUAGCGGUCUCACUUAUAAUGCCGUAAACAAUGACUUAGCACUUAACGGUUUCCCUCAGCUAUUUGAUAAGCCUAAGAAACCGGCGUCAGAGGACAGCGACAGUGCUGAGCCUGUCGUCCUAGUGGAAGAUGAUGACGCUUUAGAGGCCUAUCCAAAGGCUAUCACAGCGAUGGGACUCUCCGACACCCUGACAGACGUGUGCCACAAAUCACACGCCGUGCUCGUCGCAAUCCUAGGCCACGGUCAUUCCGGUGGAAUUUAUGCUUGCGACUUCAAUACGAAUCCACAAGGGUUCCUAUAUCCCGCUCACUUUAACGCAUUAGUCUGUAUGCUCUUCGAAUGCCUGAAACGUGUCCACCACCAGCUUUAUCUGUUGUAUCAGCAAUGUAAACACACUUCCAAACUUAGCGGUUGGAGCGAUUGCCAUUACGGCAAAAAUGUAGCCGGGUCGUCAUGGCAGUGCAACACCAACCAAUGCGCUGACCCAGACUGUCCUCAAAGUGCUGACCAAAAGGGCAACCAGAACAAUAACCAAGCACCUAACCAAACAUGUAAGCAACACCCUAAGUGCGGUUUGAAAUCGCCUUUGCAGUCUUUCCUUGAGGACGGCCUACAAGGCUUCCUGCCACAUAACAUAACAGUUAGGGGCACCGGCCUCACAUGCUCCACCUGUAGUAAGGGAUCCCCUGGCAUUCCCUGCAGAACUCCAAUGGGCUUCUCGGAAAUAAGCCUCACCGCAUCGCACAGUAAGACGGGAGCUCAUAUAUGCGAUGUUCUUUACAAAUUCUGUCACAGUGUACACUCUCCUCUAACCAAGUUGUGCAGUCAGCUAAAUUGCGUACUGCCCAGCGCACCUAAAACGUUGGAUCAGAUGUUUGCGUUUUAUUUUCAUCUGCUUAGUGACCCGACUAAGAACAGAGAACAUAGGACAGAUGCCUUUAACAAGGCCGUUAUCGCAGCGAAUUUCGACAAUUCGAGUACAACACUGGACGUUAGCAAAAUGUUCGGCAGCAGUAAUCACUCUGAGAAUCAUCUUAGAGGUGGCCUCCACACCCUUGUUAAAUGCGAAGAUAACGGCGGUGGCCCAGUCCAGCCGUGCGGUUCAUACCUGAGGCCGUUUUGCGAUGGCAUAUACGGUGCGGUUUCUAAAGACCACUCUGCCAAAUAUCUGUCUUGGGUGCUAUAUAUAACAGGAACGUUUUAUGAUUUACUUAAGUCAUUGUAUGACGAGUGCUGCAGUAAUUGCACUAAGCCGGGAAGCAAGUGCAAUGGUCGAGGAUGUCACAAGGAGUGCAUGGUUAAAGGAGGAUACCUAUAUGCGAACACAACUCCCAGUCAUUGGUCGGAGUGCAAAUCGAUUGUCAACUGUAAAAUGACACUUCCCACAUUAUGCAAAUAUGGAAUGUAUUUCGCAAGUAAAUCUCAUCUGAAUGGAGAGAGAGAUGGAGCUGGAAAACGUACAUGUGAAGACUUUUGCAGUACAUUAGGAAAAGUUGUAAAAAAAGGAAACGCAUUGCAUACGUUGGUACACAAAUUAAUACCAGAAUUCUUAUUCACAAUUCGUGAACCCUUCAUCUGGACAUUGUUAGCCCUCUGGUCGCUGUCGCUCCUGUACCUGCUGCACAUCACCGUCGUCCGCCUCGACGUCCUGAGGAUACGCUCCCACCUGAGAUCACCCGCAAGCCACCGCAUCGCCGCGCAGUCGCUGCUCGCCGCCGCACGCGUCAGGGCACUCGCCAACGUCAAGUACUUCUCACCAUAA
Molecule: messenger RNA, 4170 nt
Organism: Babesia ovata
Lineage: Eukaryota; Apicomplexa; Aconoidasida; Piroplasmida; Babesiidae
Exons: 2
Coding region: 1-4170 (1389 amino acids)
Source: RefSeq, a predicted model, not a curated record